CCCAGGCUCCGGCAUCCAACCUGCUGUCGCCGCGGCCAGGCCGAGCGCAGCAGGCGCCACGCGCAGAGCACACGCUCGCGCUCCAGCUCUCGGACUCCGCCGUUCAUGACCGUGACCCCCGGCCGCAGGCUCCGCCAGCCCCCGCUGCAGGCUCUCUGGCCGCACCCCGCCGCCGCCAGGGUCCUCCCCUAUCCCCAAGCGCUUUGAAGCCAGCCCGCGCCCCCUGCCCGCUAGCGGCUGCCUGGCUCGGCUGGCACCAUGCUGCCCGCGCGCGUCCGCCUGCUCACGCCCCACUUGCUGCUCGUGUUGGUGCAGCUGUGCCCGGCCGGCGGCCACCGCACCACCGGCCCCAGGUUUCUAAUAAGCGACCGUGAUCCUCAAUGCAACCUCCACUGUUCCAGGACUCAACCCAAACCCAUCUGUGCCUCUGAUGGCAGGUCCUAUGAGUCCAUGUGUGAGUACCAGAGAGCCAAGUGUCGAGACCCAGCCCUGGGAGUGGUCCAUCGAGGGAGAUGCAAAGAUGCUGGCCAGAGCAAGUGUCGCCUGGAGAGGGCUCAGGCCUUGGAACAGGCCAAGAAGCCUCAGGAGGCCGUGUUUGUCCCAGAGUGUGGUGAGGACGGCUCCUUCACACAGGUGCAGUGCCAUACUUACACGGGGUACUGCUGGUGUGUCACCCCAGAUGGGAAGCCCAUCAGUGGCUCUUCUGUGCAGAAUAAAACUCCUGUAUGUUCAGGUCCAGUCACCGACAAGCCCUUGAGCCAGGGUAAUUCAGGAAGAAAAGUCUCUUUUCGUUUCUUUCUAACCCUCAAUUCAGAUGACGGCUCUAAGCCCACCCCCACGAUGGAGACCCAGCCUGUAUUCGAUGGAGAUGAAAUCACGGCUCCCACCCUAUGGAUUAAGCAUUUGGUAAUCAAAGACUCCAAAUUGAAUAACACCAAUGUAAGAAAUUCAGAGAAAGUCCACUCUUGUGACCAGGAGAGGCAGAGUGCCCUGGAAGAGGCCCGGCAGAAUCCCCGUGAGGGCAUUGUGAUCCCCGAGUGCGCCCCCGGGGGCCUUUAUAAACCGGUACAGUGUCACCAGUCCACAGGCUACUGCUGGUGUGUCCUAGUGGACACAGGGCGCCCAUUGCCUGGGACUUCCACACGCUACGUGAUGCCAAGUUGUGAGAGCGAAGCCAGAGCCAAGAGUGCCGAGGCGGAGGACCCUUUCAAGGACCGGGAGUUGCCAGGCUGUCCUGAAGGGAAGAAGAUGGAAUUUAUUACCAGCCUGCUGGAUGCCCUCACUACAGACAUGGUUCAGGCCAUUAACUCAGCAGCGCCCACUGGAGGUGGGAGGUUCUCAGAGCCGGAUCCCAGCCAUACCCUGGAGGAGCGGGUGGCACACUGGUACUUCAGUCAGCUGGAUAGCAACAACAGUGACGACAUUAACAAGCGGGAGAUGAAGCCCUUCAAGCGCUAUGUCAAGAAGAAAGCCAAGCCCAAGAAAUGUGCCCGGCGUUUCACCGACUACUGUGACCUGAACAAGGACAAGGUCAUCUCACUGCCUGAGCUGAAAGGAUGCCUGGGUGUUAGUAAAGAAGGUGGUAGCCUUGGCAGCUUCCCCCAGGGAAAACGAGCAGGCACAAACCCAUUCAUUGGACGCCUUGUCUAAGGAGCAGAAAAUCCAAGGGCCAGUGGAGAGUCCAAGGAGACAGGACCAGCCAUCAGACACCUAACCUUCAGCACUGCUCACGCCCAGCCACAGCCCAUGUAACAUAAGUGGUGCCUGCCAUGUUUGCACUUUUAAUAACUCUUAUGUGUGUGUUUUGUUUCUGGUCUCAUUUGUAAACACCAGUUAUCUAAUACCGCAGCGGGAACAGGAAAGGGAAGAAAAGCUGUUUGUUCUCUUUUAUUGUGAAGUUUUUGGAUCUGCUACUGACAACUUUUAGGUUAUUGGGGAGGGGGGUUGCUAUUGGGAUUGAGAGGAAAGAGAUUUAUAUACUGUAUAUAAAUAUAUAUGUAAAUUGUAUAGUUCUUUUGUACAGGCAUUGGCAUUGCUAUUUGUCUCCUCGCUGCCCCCUCCUUCCUCUGGACGCAUGGUCCAGCCUCCUCAGACUGCAUCCUUAGCUCACCUGGGUUUCAAUGGAGACGGACUCUGUGUGAGAGUAGAUGGCGGCUCUGUGCUCGUGCUGUGGACACUGUCAGCUCUCUUCUGGUGGGAAGAGUGUACUGCUCCAUGCCAUUAGCUGUCAACGUCUUGUCACUUGACCCUAGGUUGGGUAUGAGCAGAGCUCAGCUCAUGUGAUGAUGGCCAGCACGGACUCCAGAAUUCUCCAGUGGCCCACAUACUCCUACUAUUCAGAUGCCCUUGGCAAUCUAGGGUAAAUACCUGAGCAAAUUAUGCUUGAAGGGGUUGAGUUGGGCUACUUUAAACAUUUCCACCCAUAUUUAGCAGCUGCCCCAUGUAGGGCACCAGAGGGGAUACACCAAGCAGGUGAGGAAGGGACACCCAGCAGGGCUCUCCUUCAGCAGGCGUUUGGCAUCCAGCGAGAUGGUGGAGAGGAGAGGCCUGCACCAGCCCGUCUGCAAACCCACAGGACAGGCUCCAUAAGCACGUCUCCCCUAACACUAGCGUCAGACUGUGUCUUACUUCCAUGCUCUCCCUCCACCUCUCACCCUCAUCCUCACCUUGUUGACCAGUACUGGAGUUGGUCCUCUGAUUCCUUCACCUUUGCUCAUGGACUUCCAGACCUCUGAACCAAUUCUAGGAGUUGAAACAUUCAUGUGCUGUCCCUUGCUUCUGCUUCCCCAGGAGGAACAGGAAUAAUAAAUAAUCCAGCUCCAGGGGAAUCUAGGCUUUUGCACAGGGUGUUACUGGGAUUGCAGAGUGGCCAUCUGGCCUUCAGGACAGACAAACAGCUCCUUCUGUCUAGGUGCCAUACUGAUUCAGGUGGUCUUCAGUCAGAGCGUCAAGUGACACUUAGCAGCUGUUUCCAACGCCAGCCGUGGUGGCAGUGAGGGAGGUCAGGAGCUCAGGGCUGGUGCUUUCACUGGUUUGGUCUUGGCAAACUGGCCUUGUCUGGUAUUCCAUCUCAGUAUCCCAGAAGCGCAUCCACCUUGGUAGACCCUCUUCCCUCUUGGGUCUGGAAGGUGUUGGCCUCAUACAUGCUGCCUGGGUGUGGGGAACACAGCCUUCUCGGGACUUGAUUUGCUGAAGUGUUGGUUACAGAACGUUCCUGCUAUUCUGCAGAAAGUCACACAUGUUGUCCCGUGAUGACCAGUGACCCUUUCUUGGAGCCUUGACCAAAAAACAAAAAUGAAAAGAAAAGAAAACAAACCAAAACAAAACCCACAGUGUACUGGAGCCAGAUGGCCCUCACAGCAAACUCCGGCCCCAUUUUCUGGCCUGAAGGAAACAUGUACACAGAGAAGCCACCUCCACGAAGGAGUUCAGAAUCUGCCCAGCCAUCUUCUCUCUCACAGAUGGGUGCAGGCUGUGCUGUGUGGGUUUCCCUUGGGAGGGAGGGAGCAAGGGAAAGUAUU
Messenger RNA from Onychomys torridus (southern grasshopper mouse), 3521 nucleotides. It is a transcript of the gene Smoc1, whose product is annotated as SPARC related modular calcium binding 1. The record is from RefSeq and is a predicted model, not a curated record. The coding region runs from base 259 to 1650 and encodes 463 amino acids. Gene Ontology annotation, cellular component: basement membrane. The transcript is spliced from 13 exons. Lineage: Eukaryota; Metazoa; Chordata; Mammalia; Rodentia; Cricetidae. Gene Ontology annotation, molecular function: protein binding; heparin binding; calcium ion binding. Gene Ontology annotation, biological process: extracellular matrix organization.